UCUAAUGUGCAAUUCUAAAAUGUUAUCCUUUUAAAAGGAUAAUAUUUUAGAAUUGCACAUUAGAGUUUUUAUAUUUCAAACAUGAUUUCAACAGUUCAAAAAAUCCUUUUAUGCCUUUUUCUUGCUCUGUCUUUAUCUGCAGAGAAACAAUGACAAGAAUAAUAAUUAAAAAUAAAAACUACAGCUGAGGCCACAGAGCUGACUCAAUUUCUUAGCAGGACUUUGACGUGUAAAGAUCAGUGAGCAUAGCGCUCAGAUGUGAAUCACUGGGAGCUUUCAGACAUCUUGUUUAUUCUUGUUGCCGUUUCACAAACUCUGCUGACAGUGAGUCAUGAAUUACACUUGUAAUUUACACCAGGCUGACACUCUUAUCCAGACAUUCAGGAGUACUCAAGCAGUGAAUGCCACCAUCUGAAAUGGGUUUCGAAACAGCUAUUGAUGCCAUCUCCAUCAGAAUUCAAGUUUCCACUCAUUUUAGAGGCACAGACUUCUAAAAAGAUCAGGAGGGGGUAAAAAGAGGAGAGGAAGAGAAAAGUGAUGUGAAACACACACGCACGCACAAAUGUACAAGCACACAACAUCAGUGGUGUCGUAUAUCUUCAUCAAAAAGGGCAUUGUGCAGGAAGCCUGGAAUAAGGUAAGCCCUCCAUCCAGCGCUGUCCAGGACGACCAAUCCGAUCCGGGAACAUCCCAUCAAGGGAGUGUGUUCAGGCUGAUGGAGUCCCAGGUUUUCAGUUGGAUCGGACUUUCCUGCCAGUCUCUGUUUUACUUUCUCGUGGCAUCACCUGUGCAAACGCAUCACCGGGUCUGGAUUUUGUGACAAUUCACUGAAAGUUUGUAGAGUUUCCAUCAACAUCUACUCGACUGAAAUGGCAGCGGACGGCAUCAGGAAGGAGUCGCGGAAUGGCCGCGCUGACCACACUGACCACAGUGACCACACCAACAACAAACAAACAGAGAAGGCCACAGUGCUUCAUAAAGAUGUUGGUCUGCUGAGUGGCAUUUCUCUAAUUGUUGGGACUAUGAUUGGCUCAGGGAUCUUCAUUUCACCUAAAUCUGUUUUGAGGUACUCAGGAGCUGUGGGACCCUGCCUCCUCAUCUGGACCGCCUGUGGAGUGCUGUCCACUUUAGGAGCUCUGUGCUACGCUGAACUUGGUACCAUGAUCACCAAAUCGGGAGGAGAGUAUUCCUAUUUAAUGGAGGCUUUUGGGAACCUCCUGGCCUACCUUUACUCGUGGACCACCGUCAUGGUGCUGAAGCCCUCCUCCUUUGCUAUCAUCACUCUUAGCUUUGCGGAGUACGCUUCUGCUCCUUUCUACGCAGGCUGCACUCCUCCUGUUCUGGUUCUCAAGUGUCUUUCAGCAGCUGCGAUAUUUAUAAUCACCACUGUGAACUGCCUAAGUGUCAGGCUAGCAAGUUUUGUUCAGAACUUUUUCACUGUAGCCAAACUUAUCAUCAUAAUCAUCAUUGUGGUAGCUGGCAUCGUUCUGAUGGCACAAGGAAACACAGAGAACUUGUCAAAUGCCUUUGAAGGCUCAGCAACAUCAUUUGGAGCGAUUGGACUUGCAUUUUAUAACGGGCUCUGGGCUUAUGAUGGAUGGAACCAACUAAAUUUCAUCACAGAGGAGCUCAAAGACCCAUACAGAAAUUUGCCACUGGCCAUUGUUAUUGGAAUCCCUCUGGUCACUGUGUGCUACGUGUUGGUCAAUGUAGCUUAUUUCACUGUUAUGACCCCCAAUGACCUUCUGUCGUCUCCAGCUGUAGCUGUGGGCCCAUCACCAUGCACCUCCAGCUGCUGUUGGAAGUGGUGCCUCCAGAGAAAACUGAAUGAGAAGUGAUGGUCGGUUCAGUUGAGUCUCAAAGAUUGCCUACCUUGAAGGAUAUGGAUAGUGCUCAUAAGAUCAAAGUCUAAACCAGCAAUUGCUCUAUUUAAAAAAUGAUUUAAUGUCACAACAGAACCUGUGAAAACUUCUUUAGGGGGAACGUGAAUGAAAUGCAAACACGGUGUUGUGAUUAGAAAUGUUGCUCAUGUACAUAGUACGUUUUUUUUUUACACAAAACACACGGUUAGAACAAAACAAUAUUUGAUGUAAUGUGGAUGUUAUGCCACAGUUAACAGCAGGGAAGGGAUUUGCUUUUCCUCUCAUAAAUGUUAACCAUAAACUGUGAGUCUGCCGUGUUUCAGAAGUGAGUUUUAUGCUGAGAGAUGGCUGCAUGCCAAACAGAAAAGCUGAUCAUAAACCUGUGAUCCAGAGUAAUGAAAAAUGAUCUGAUGAGUUUCGAGUUAUAUUCUGGUGUCUCUUGAAGGAACACAGAGAUUCAUGCUUAUUUCUUCUCCGUUAGAAAAUUAAACAUCCCUUGCAUGAAAUACUCACACAACCUGACAGCUGUGUGGGUAUUUCAUGCAUUACUGCUUUUAUAUUUCAGUAUUGUACAUAAAAUGCUGUAGAGCUGCUAAAUUCUUCACCAUGUGUGAAUUGACUCAAGAAUA
Molecule: messenger RNA, 2491 nt
Organism: Austrofundulus limnaeus
Lineage: Eukaryota; Metazoa; Chordata; Actinopteri; Cyprinodontiformes; Rivulidae
Gene: slc7a9
Product: solute carrier family 7 member 9
Biological process (GO): amino acid transmembrane transport
Cellular component (GO): membrane
Molecular function (GO): L-amino acid transmembrane transporter activity
Source: RefSeq, a predicted model, not a curated record